Molecule: messenger RNA, 2311 nt
Organism: Mesocricetus auratus (golden hamster)
Lineage: Eukaryota; Metazoa; Chordata; Mammalia; Rodentia; Cricetidae
Product: endogenous retrovirus group K member 19 Env polyprotein
Exons: 2
Coding region: 173-1123 (316 amino acids)
Molecular function (GO): structural molecule activity
Source: RefSeq, a predicted model, not a curated record
CAUUCUUUGUUUGUUAUUAAUCAUUUAAAUUUAAAUAGCCAAGGAAUUUCUGCUGCCCUAUCCCAUUGGGAUAGAGAAAUUAUUAAAAGCCCAUUGCCCAAAGUACUAUGGAAAGAUCUUUUAACCGGGACCUGGAAAGGGCCAGACAUCCUCAUAACGGCGGGACGAGGGUAUGCUUGUAUCUUUCCUCAGGAUGCCGAGUCCCCCAUUUGGGUUCCGGACCGACUCAUCAGACCUGCCCCGAGAGAAAAGGAAGCAGAAGCGGAGGCAACGGAAGCAGCAGAAGCAGCUGAUUCUGCAAAUGAAGAAACUGAAAGUCAACCGGGGAAAGCCAAUGACCUGGACUCAAGUUCGCUCGCUGACGCGACAUGCUAAAGAACUUUUAAUUGAAUUGGGGAAACCCCCGACGCCUGCAUGUUAUGUCUUGGCCUUUUUUUCUCUCCUCUCUGCUACCCCUUUACCCAUAGAGGGGGUUUCCUAUUGGGCUUAUGUUCCAGAUCCUCCCAUCAUCCAGCCCGUAGGCUGGAUGGACCCACAACACAUUAAAAUGUUAACAAAUGAUUCAUUAAGAAUAGGCGGUGCUCAGAAUUCAGAGCUCCGCCCUAGCACGUCCUCCUUUAUAAAUUUUGAGGGCAGAGCAGAUUCAUUACCGGUCUGCCUGACUCUUCAGGGAAAGGCUCCUCAUGGCUGCUUUACUACACGCUAUAGGACCUUUCUUACAGAUUCUCCUGAUAGGGCACAACUCGGUGAUUCCUCAGCGGAACCAAAGGAUUUGGACACAGUUAUAAUCGUUCGACGCCCUCCGUAUGUUUUGUUGCCAGUAGAGCUUGGUGAAGAGCCUUGGUAUGAUAAUGCUGCUUUACAAGUUUUAGAGGAUUUUAAUGCCCUUAUUAGGCCAAAACAUUUUGUUGCUGCUCUUGUUCUUGGCAUUGCUGCUUUAAUAUCAAUUUUAACUACUUUUGCUGUUGCCACCACGGCAUUGGUUGAGACAAUUCAAACUGCACAGUUUGUUAAUAACCUCAAUCGCAAUGUUUCUCUUGCUUUAACUCAGCAGGAAUUAAUUGACAAGAAAUUGGAAUCAAAACUAAAUGCUUUGGAGGAAGUGGUGAUUGCACUUGGUUAGGAAAUGAGCAAUCUUAAAAAUACGCUUUCAGUUCGCUGUCAUGGCAAUUUUAAGUCUAUUUGUGUCACACCUCUGCCUUACAAUACCUCUGAACCUUGGGAAAAAGUGAAAGCACAUCUGCAGGGAGUCUGGACAAGCAGUAGCAUUUCCCAUGAUAUUGACUCAUUACAAAAGGAUAUCUCAGCCAUGAGUCAGUCGCAUCUGCAGUUAGGGGGGGCUUCAACAACUAGCCUCCAGCCUUCAGUCUAAUGUAAAGGCUCUUAAUCCUUUAGAUUGGCUACAAUACUUUAUAUUUCUUGGCAUCAUUGUCUUGCUUUUCCUUAUAGUAGUUUUUCUGUUUCCUCCUUUUAUCUCAUGUCUUUUCAAGUCGCUCAAAACAGUGCAACAAGAUAUCUUCGAGCUCCGUUUUAAAAACAAAAAAGGAGGAACUGCUACACCCACAGCGUGACCCCUGUGUAACUGUAGCAGAAUGCUGCUCUACUGGGGGGAACCGCCUGAAGGGAUGGGGUCAGAGCUUCUCGAAGCAGAGCCCCAGGCAGUCUCCUGGAGAGAAGCCCGACCCAUGAGAGCCUCCAGAAGAUCCCUGCGCUGCCGAGCAAUAUGUUCUGUUCUCUUUAUGCUUUUCUGCAUAAUCUAUCACUUUGCUAUCUGUUUCCCAAGCACAGGCUGACCCAGAUUCUAAAAAGGAAGCUGGCAAUGCCACCAGCCCUGAGAUGGAUAACCCACUGCUCGAGGCACCUCCAUUUAUCCAGGCUGUUUAUACAGAAGCUGGAUACAAUAAGAUUAGUAAUCAAAGAUACUGGCAUGCUUGCUUAUGCAAGCAUUUGUGGGAAGCCUUGUAUCGCAGAUGUGAUUCCUUUAAAGAACACAUUGCUAAGUACAUCAGAGGGGAGCUAAAACUGUCCAUGUAAGAAGAGGAAGUUGACACUUGUCUCUAAAGAUGUGCUAGACAUGAUUCACCGAACAGCCAGUUCAUGACCAACUGCAAAGCCACAAAUAAUUGUAUUAAUAGAUAAACUUAUUCUAUGUCUGAUCUGGGGCUGGAAACUUUUCGCUGAGAUGUUCAAAUUCUAAAAAAUCAUGAUUCAGCUGUAACAUGAAUUGUAUUUUUUCUAUCCUUGUCAAGUUCCUUGUUCCUAUCACUAUAUAAGAGAAGUUUAAACUUCAGUAAAAUUACAGCAGUUCACU